GCGCUAUUACUCUAGAGCUCUCCCUUAUUUAGCAAAAUAGAAGAGCAGCAACGUUUUGAUUGCGAUAUUUACUUGGGUGAUGAGAUGCCCACGUAAACGGCUCCUCAGAUAGGAGUUGUAUCCUUCCAAUUCCAAGUCGCGACGGAGCAGAUGGAAUAGUUGUUGACACAAUCUCCCUUCCAACAAACCAACCAGUGGGGUCAAAUCCCGACCUGUGUUCUUUUCAGAUGAAUCUCAAGCAAAGUUCACCAUCAACUUGGUUGAAGCCGUUCUUCAAGCGAGUGGCUUGUGAUGGAUGUGUUUUGAUAUUGCCACUUUCUGAUACUGUAAAUCGGUUAGUAAAAAAACCCCAGGACCGGCAAGAACUCUAUAUCCCAACAAAAACAUAAACCUACCGCAUACAUUACCAACAAAAAAGCAUUCAAAACCUCUCACUUAAAUAUUCUCCUUCCCAACCUCGAAAGCUCGAUGAAGCUACUGUAUCAAAGCGUCCCAAAAUUAACUCGUCCCACAUAACGUAGGUAAAGCUCAGACCACCCAAUCCCUGCAACAAGGCUGAAGCGACCAGAUCGCUCUCACUAUCAAUAUCACCAACUCUCAAGCUCUACAACCACACCACGAACAAUUGAACACCCAAACCGAACUACCCAAUCAUGUUCAACGCUCUAAAUCGCUUCAUUUCGCGACUAGAUUCCGAUGCACCAACCCAGAACUCAACAUUCGGGCACUUCGGCUUCCAAGUCCUCCGCAACAAAACAGCAGAACUACAUAUCGAGCCGUGGUUCGACUACAUAAUCGGGAUCAAUGGCCGUGUGAUUGUAUGUUUUCCCCCUCACAACAACAUUUACAUACGGAAAAGAAGGAGACUUAUAAAAAACAGGAUGAUUCCGACCCCGCUCUCUUCGCCCAAGAAGUCCGCAACUGCGCCGGCAGCACCGUAACCCUCGGAAUCUGGAGCGCAAAGGUACCCCCUCCUCUCCCCCUCCUUCUUCCCCCCUCCUUCUUCCUCCCUCCUUCUUCCUACCCAUCCUAACCCNCCCUCGGAAUCUGGAGCGCAAAGGUACCCCCUCCUCUCCCCCUCCUUCUUCCCCCCUCCUUCUUCCUCCCUCCUUCUUCCUACCCAUCCUAACCCCUCCAUCCAGGGCCAAAGAUCCCGCACCCUCCAAAUCCCCAUCCCCGCCUCGCAGCCCACCCUCGGCCUAGCCCUACAAUGGACCUCCCUCAGCGCCGCCGCAAACAUCUGGCACAUCCUCGACGUGCCCGCCAACUCGCCCGCCGACCUAGCCGGUCUCCUGCCUUACAGCGAUUACAUCCUCGGAACGCCCGAGGGGGUGCUACACGGGGAGGCAGGACUGGGGGUGUUGGUGGAGGACCAUAUCGGACGACCGUUACGGUUGUAUGUAUAUAACAACGAAUACAACGUCACGCGAGAAAUCACCAUUCAUCCGAGUAGAGACUGGGGCGGAGAGGGGGCCUUGGGAUGUGUCUUGGGAUAUGGAGCUUUACACAGAUUACCAGCACCGUUGAGUGAACCGCUUGCUGCGCCUGGCGAGACGCUUUUCGAUACGGAAAAUGCGCGGUUUUCGAAUGAGGAGAAUAGACCGUUGACUGGGGCGCCGGAGAGCCAGUUCUUCGUGCCUGCUGCUGCUAAUGAACCAGGGGAGUUCUUGGUACCGGCGCAAUUGGCUCCGCCGCCGACUGCUAGGACGGUUCCGACGAGGAAAAAGGAUAGGAAACAUGCGCAUGGUCAGACGGCGGGGAAGAGUGCUUUGGAUGAUUAUUUUAUGGAGGGGGAAACGAAGAGUAGGGAAUUGGAUCAUGCGCCUAGUCGGAAGAGUACACCUGCUUCUCCUCCACCUAAAGCAGGAGGGCCUCCAAAAGCUGAAGCUCCACCAGAGGGUCCGCCUCCCGCAGAGAGUGUUGAUGGAAGUGUAGACUAAUGACG
Messenger RNA from Hymenoscyphus albidus, 1945 nucleotides. Lineage: Eukaryota; Fungi; Ascomycota; Leotiomycetes; Helotiales; Helotiaceae. The record is from the annotation of a GenBank genome assembly.